Molecule: messenger RNA, 1687 nt
Organism: Trichoplusia ni (cabbage looper)
Lineage: Eukaryota; Metazoa; Arthropoda; Insecta; Lepidoptera; Noctuidae
Gene: Rpt1
Product: 26S proteasome regulatory subunit 7
Exons: 10
Coding region: 89-1393 (434 amino acids)
Biological process (GO): proteasome-mediated ubiquitin-dependent protein catabolic process
Cellular component (GO): proteasome regulatory particle, base subcomplex
Molecular function (GO): ATP hydrolysis activity; ATP binding; proteasome-activating activity
Source: RefSeq, a predicted model, not a curated record
UUUGUACAUGAAAUUGAUGACGGUCAAGUCAAGCGAUCGUCUGUGUGUUUCCUUAUUUUGAGAAAUAGUUUAGUACUAAUCAAUAAAAAUGCCGGAUCAUCUAGGCGAUGAUAUGCGUAAACUCAAAGAUGUUACAGAGGAGCCGGAAAAAGAAAUUAAAUCUCUCGAUGAAGGCGAUAUUGCGCUUCUGAAAUCAUACGGCCAGGGACAGUACACGAAGAUCAUCAAAGAGGUUGAAGAUGGCAUUCAGACUGUGAUGAAGAGGGUUAAUGAAUUGACUGGUAUUAAAGAGUCUGAUACUGGACUGGCUCCCCCCGCCUUAUGGGAUCUGGCUGCAGAUAAACAGACUUUACAGAAUGAACAACCAUUGCAAGUAGCAAGAUGCACAAAAAUCAUCAAUGCAGACUCAAAUGACCCGAAAUACAUCAUCAAUGUGAAACAGUUUGCUAAGUUUGUGGUUGACCUCGCUGACUCUGUAGCCCCCACAGACAUUGAAGAAGGCAUGAGGGUUGGCGUGGACCGCAACAAGUAUCAGAUCCACAUCCCGCUGCCGCCCAAGAUCGACCCCACCGUCACCAUGAUGCAGGUCGAAGAGAAACCGGAUGUGACCUACAGUGACGUCGGAGGCUGUAAGGAACAGAUCGAGAAGCUGAGAGAGGUCGUGGAGACUCCUCUCUUACAUCCUGAGAAAUUCGUCAAGUUAGGUAUAGAACCACCUAAAGGUGUGUUACUGUUCGGCCCCCCUGGUACCGGAAAGACCCUGUGCGCUAGGGCUGUCGCUAACAGAACCGAUGCUUGCUUUAUCAGAGUUAUUGGUUCGGAGUUGGUUCAGAAGUACGUCGGUGAAGGAGCACGUAUGGUGCGUGAACUGUUUGAGAUGGCGCGCAGUAAGAAGGCCUGCCUCAUAUUCUUUGAUGAAAUCGACGCCAUCGGUGGAGCCAGAUUCGACGACGGCGCUGGCGGUGACAACGAAGUCCAGAGAACUAUGUUGGAGUUGAUCAACCAACUUGAUGGUUUCGACCCUAGAGGCAACAUCAAGGUACUCAUGGCGACGAACAGACCGGACACGCUAGACCCCGCGCUCAUGCGUCCCGGCCGUCUCGACCGUAAGGUGGAGUUCGGCCUGCCCGACCUGGAGGGCCGCGCUCACAUCUUCCGUAUCCACGCCCGCUCCAUGAGCGUCGAGAGGGACAUCAGAUUCGAUCUGCUGGCUAGAUUGUGUCCCAACUCUACUGGUGCUGAGAUUAGGUCUGUAUGCACUGAGGCUGGUAUGUUCGCGAUCCGCGCUCGCCGCAAGGUCGCCACUGAAAAGGACUUCCUUGAAGCGGUCAACAAAGUCAUCAAAUCCUACGCCAAGUUCUCGGCCACGCCGCGCUACAUGACUUACAACUAGUUUUAUACCUUAAUCCUUACUGUUUGGGUGCCUUUUUCACUGUAUAAAAUUGUGCUCAUUUGUUUUUCAGUGUCGGUAAAACAGAGUCUUGAUGGUGGUUUUACAAUUCCGUCAGUUUGCUCUGUCGGUAAAACAGGAAACACAACUAAUCUUAGCAUUUAUAUCCAUUAACAUUAUUCAUCUUUUCAUAGUGAUAAAGGCAUUGGAAUAGUUUAUAAGUUGUGGGAGAAUGUUAAAAUAAAUUAGAUAUUGUAUUUGAAUAACGUCGAUAUAAUAAAGUUAAUUAAUACUUUU